Oryza sativa Japonica Group (Japanese rice) is the source of this 1206-nucleotide messenger RNA. NCBI's taxonomy places the organism in Eukaryota, Viridiplantae, Streptophyta, Magnoliopsida, Poales, Poaceae. The record is from RefSeq and is a predicted model, not a curated record.
GCGCGGACGUGGCGCGCCGCGCGUCCACCAGUCCACCGCUCCGCCACUCGUACGCCGUAUAAAGAUCUCCCCUCCCGCGCCGCCCAUCUCCACCACACACCACAAAAAACCAACCCAACCGCCGCCGCAUCGCCCUCGUUAGAACGAUGGCCGCGUCGGCGCUGCACCAGACCACCAGCUUCCUCGGCACCGCCCCUCGCCGGGAUGAGCUCGUCCGCCGCGUCGGCGACUCCGGUGGCCGCAUCACCAUGCGCCGCACCGUCAAGAGCGCGCCCCAGAGCAUCUGGUAUGGACCUGACCGUCCCAAGUACCUGGGCCCGUUCUCGGAGCAGACGCCAUCGUACCUGACCGGAGAGUUCCCGGGAGACUACGGGUGGGACACGGCGGGGCUAUCGGCCGACCCGGAGACGUUCGCGAGGAACAGGGAGCUGGAGGUGAUCCACUCGCGGUGGGCGAUGCUGGGGGCGCUGGGCUGCGUCUUCCCGGAGAUCCUGUCCAAGAACGGGGUGAAGUUCGGGGAGGCGGUGUGGUUCAAGGCCGGCGCGCAGAUCUUCUCCGAGGGGGGGCUCGACUACCUGGGGAACCCCAACCUGGUGCACGCGCAGAGCAUCCUCGCCAUCUGGGCGGUCCAGGUGGUGCUCAUGGGAUUCGUCGAGGGCUACCGCGUCGGCGGCGGCCCGCUCGGCGAGGGCCUCGACAAGGUGUACCCAGGCGGCGCCUUCGACCCGCUCGGCCUCGCCGACGACCCUGACACCUUCGCCGAGCUCAAGGUGAAGGAGCUCAAGAACGGCCGCCUCGCCAUGUUCUCCAUGUUCGGCUUCUUCGUCCAGGCCAUCGUCACCGGCAAGGGCCCCAUCGAGAACCUCUUCGACCACGUCGCCGACCCCGUCGCCAACAACGCCUGGGCAUACGCCACCAACUUCGUCCCCGGCAAGUGAGCACAACGACACGAUCGAGAUGGUGCCAACCAACGUACCAUGUGUACACUUGUAGUAGCCACGCACCGACCCUGCAGUUGCAGUUGCAGCAGUGCAUGUAUGUAUGUACCUUAAUUGUGUGUGUGUGUGUGAUCGAUCGAGGAGAUUUCUAGCUUAAUUAAUUUCUGUCUGUCAUCAUCUUUGCUUCUUUGGAUCGAGAUUUAAUGUAAGCCGCAGGCCGCAUCCAAGGGAUGAUCGAAUUAAUGAUGUAUCGUUAUUAUAGGAUCUA